AUGGACCUCCCAAAGCUCAACCCCACCCCAACCCGCCACCCAGACCUCUGCCUAAGCAUCUCCACAACCCUCCUCCAGACCCUCAGCGAAAUCCUCACCACCACAGACGGCGGCCCAGACACCACAGGCAACAACCUCAUCCUCUCGGUCGGCAGCGGCAGCGGCCUCCUGGAGGCCCACCUGCAGGACCACAUCGCCCCCCCGCCCUCCAGGUCCUCCCCACCCGGGCCCACCUGCCCCUGCCCCUUCACGGUAAAAGGCAUCGAGGUGCGCGCCCCCACGCCCGUGAACAGGUACCUCCCCGCCCCGCAGGCGCCCACCGUCCGCGGCACGUGGGAGGUUCACCCGUCCGCCGGCGCCGCCGACACGCUCAUGUUCGUGUACCCCCGGGACCCGGGGCUGGUGGGCCGGUACCUGGGGGCGGCGGGGCAGGGGGGUGUGCGGGUCGUGCUGUGGCUCGGCCCGCGGGCGGACUGGAGCGUGUUUGGGGGGUGUUUCGGUGGUGUGGAGGGGUUUGGGGAGGUUGAGGUUGUCGAGGGGGCGAGGGCGGGCGUCGCUGAGUUUGAGAUGGUUGCUGUUCUGCGGCGGCGGGGGAGGGGGUGA
Molecule: messenger RNA, 603 nt
Organism: Diaporthe batatas
Lineage: Eukaryota; Fungi; Ascomycota; Sordariomycetes; Diaporthales; Diaporthaceae
Exons: 1
Coding region: 1-603 (200 amino acids)
Source: RefSeq, a predicted model, not a curated record